GGCGUUCUGUGGCGCUCCCAAGAUGGCGGCGCCCACGAGCGAGAGCGGGGAAGGGCCGCCGGAGGGGGCCUCCGAACGUUCGCUAGCGGCUGGCGGGGCGGCGCCGUACGGAAACUUCCCGGACUACUCUCGCUUCCACCCGCCGGAAGUGAGGGUCCGCCUCCUGCCCGCUGCCCUUCUGAGCCAGUUGUUUCCGGAACCGCAGGGGGGACCCCUUUUGGGGCUGGACGUGGGAUGCAAUUCGGGGGAACUCAGCACUGCUCUCUAUAGGCACCUUCUUGGGUAUGGGGAGAGCGAAACUAGCCAUGGGCAUUCGGUGCCUGGAAGGGAUUUGUGCCUCCUCUGCUGCGACAUUGAUCCUGGGUUGAUUGAAAGAGCCAAGCAACACAGUCCCUUUCCGGGUGCCAUCUCCUAUGCCACCCUCGAUAUCAUGGACAUCAAUGCAAGGGAGAUGCUUCUGAGUUCCUAUCUGAGCAGGUUUGGCCGCUCUGCCUUUGAUAUUUGCUUCUGUAUGUCUGUGACAAUGUGGAUCCACCUGAACCAUGGGGACAGUGGGUUGGUGAAGUUCUUGUCCUGCCUUGCCUCGAAAUGUACAUACUUGCUCAUCGAACCUCAGCCGUGGAAGUGUUACCGUGCAGCUGCCCGGCGCCUGCGGAAACUGGGCAGGAAUGAUUUUGACCAUUUCCGAUUGCUCACCAUCAGUGGGAACAUGGCAGAGAAAAUAACUCAGAUCUUGGCUAAAGACUGUGCCAUGGAACUUAUGUGUUGUUUUGGAAGCACCAGCUGGGACAGGAGCAUCCUGCUGUUUAAAUCAACAUUGCCUGAGCAUCUGCUGUGAUCAGCCCAAGAGAGAAAAUGGGGAGAGUGAUUGACAGAGCUGCCUGCUCUCACACUUGCACUGCAGAAGUGCAGAAACUGCAAGCGAGCAGAGGAUUCAGUAGAAAAUAAUGCAUUGUUACUGUUUAUUUUACAAAAAACUUUUAAAACAAUUAAGUCAGUUAAAAAAAGGACCUGAAUAUCUCUUGACAAUCAUGAUACAGCUGCCUGAAGAUGGUGGUGAUUUAUAUUUAUACCUCAUUUUCCCCCCAGGAUUGGGAAUCAAGAUUGCUUGAAGAAUGCUGAACAGAGAUUUCUGUUUGUUGAGAGCAAAGUUUGGGGCUCUGCUAAUGUUUUUACUCUCCUUGUGAUGAGAAGGAAGAGAAAAAUGUGUACUAGAUAUUCUUAGCUCACAUAAUUGAGAUAGAUUCCUUGAUUCAACAGAACAUUGAUUUCUAUUUGUUUGUUAAAUAAAAAUAAACGUCAUUGUCUAUAGUA
This is a messenger RNA of Sceloporus undulatus (fence lizard), 1314 nucleotides long. RefSeq names its product BCDIN3 domain containing RNA methyltransferase (gene BCDIN3D). Gene Ontology annotation, cellular component: cytoplasm. Gene Ontology annotation, biological process: negative regulation of pre-miRNA processing; miRNA metabolic process. The transcript has 2 exons. The coding region runs from base 23 to 838 and encodes 271 amino acids. NCBI's taxonomy places the organism in Eukaryota, Metazoa, Chordata, Lepidosauria, Squamata, Phrynosomatidae. The record is from RefSeq and is a predicted model, not a curated record. Gene Ontology annotation, molecular function: O-methyltransferase activity; RNA methyltransferase activity.